This is a messenger RNA of Drosophila biarmipes, 1531 nucleotides long. Its product is annotated as pyridoxal kinase. Gene Ontology annotation, biological process: pyridoxal 5'-phosphate salvage. Gene Ontology annotation, cellular component: cytosol. The record is from RefSeq and is a predicted model, not a curated record. The transcript is spliced from 3 exons. Bases 331 to 1245 code for a protein of 304 amino acids. NCBI's taxonomy places the organism in Eukaryota, Metazoa, Arthropoda, Insecta, Diptera, Drosophilidae. Gene Ontology annotation, molecular function: pyridoxal kinase activity.
GGUGAUAGAAGGGGGUGUUGUAAUGGCUGAGAUUGCACUCCAAGGCCGGGCAGCGACAACUCGUUAACCUAAUAGACGUCCCAACUCUUAUAUUUUGUUUUCGCGGAGUCCACUCACUGUUUAUACCCCUAAUCUUCCCCUGAGAGGGUACUCCUCGGUUAUCAGCUAUCAGUUAUCAGCUGGAGAAGCUAUGAACGCCCGCUCCCUCGCUGAUAACAUGGUCGUCAGCCAUCUCUGAGUGCGUGUGUGACUUGUAGACCCAGUGGCUUCGUUCGCUCAUUAGUCGGUGGUCACUCGGCGCGGAAAGUUCCAGGGAAAAGCGCAGGGAAAAUGGCAGAGACAGCUCCAUCGGGAAUCAAGCGGGUUUUGUCCAUCCAGAGCCAUGUGGUGCACGGAUAUGUGGGCAACAAGGUGGCCACCUUUCCCCUGCAGUUGUUGGGCUUCGAUGUGGACCCCCUGAACUCGGUCCAGUUCUCCAAUCAUACCGGCUAUAAGACCUUCAAGGGUCCCGUCUCCAACGAGAAGGAGUUGGCCACCAUUUUCGAGGGGCUGGAGGAGAACGCGCUGCUGCCGCUCUACUCGCACCUGUUGACCGGCUACAUAGGCAAUCCCCUGUUCCUGCGCCAGGUGGGCUACAUUGUGAAGAAGCUGCGACAGGCCAAUCCGGGCCUGGUCUACGUCUGUGAUCCCGUGAUGGGCGACAAUGGCCAGCUGUAUGUGCCCAAGGAGCUGCUUCCUGUCUACAGGGAUGAGAUCAUUCCCCUGGCCGACAUCCUGACGCCAAACCAGUUCGAGGUGGAGCUGCUCACGGAGAAGGAGGUGCGCAGCGAGGCGGCCGUUUGGGAGGCCAUGGAUUGGUUCCACCAGCGCGGCAUCAAGACCGUGGUCAUCUCCAGCAGUGACCUGGGCCAGCCGGGCGUGCUCCGGGCCUUCCUGAGCCAGGUGAAUGGACCCCGUCUGGCCAUCGACAUCCCGAAGCAGGGCGGCAAGGAUCUGGUCUUCACCGGCACCGGUGAUCUGUUCGCCUCCCUCUUCCUGGCCCACAGCCAUGGCAGCAAGGAUAUAGCCAAUGUCUUUGAGAAGACCAUCGCCAGCCUGCAGGCGGUGAUCAGGCGCACGGUGGCUGCUCUGCCGAACGGUGGAAACGGUCCUGUGCAGGCAGCCGAGCGGGAGCUGAAGCUGGUGCAGUCCAAGGCGGACAUUGAACAGCCCCAGGUGCUCCUCAAGGCGCAGCUACUCAACUAGACGGGGAGCGGAACGAUUACCUUUAACACAUAUGCUCAUUCUACUUGUUCACGGACAAUAACCUUUUGAUACCUUAAGAUCAGCAUUUGUGUGCAUUGUUAUAACGAUAUAUGAUCAUGUUAAAUCUGAAGAGUGACAAGUUAAGUACCACAAACAAUGAUAAACCGCGGAGAUCAAAUACAUAUGCUCAUACGGACAAGCUUUGAUACCUUAAGUUACACUUUUAUAUGCAUUAUUAUAACUAUUAACUAUACAAAUAUAAAUUUAUGACCAUUGUAAAACUAAA